AUGAACUAUUUUGUUGUGUCCAUUUGUUUUCUCCUUUGGUGUGUUGUUCAGAAUAAUUUUGUUAUAAAUGAAAAAAUUAUUCCCAUAAGUCCUGCUAACCGUUCAAAGUUAAAAAAAAUGAUAGACCGUGAUGAGGACUUUAAAAUAAAUAUACAUGCCCCCGUGGAGGAUACACAGGAAGUGUUGGAAUCUUUGGAUUCCUUGAUGAGGGUGGAAGAAAUCCAGAGAAAAGUCGACGAAGAAGAGUGCAUGGGCGACAAGCAGAGGCUGUUGAAAGUUCAUAAAAAGAGAAUUCAGUAA
Plasmodium inui San Antonio 1 is the source of this 300-nucleotide messenger RNA. RefSeq lists its product as hypothetical. Lineage: Eukaryota; Apicomplexa; Aconoidasida; Haemosporida; Plasmodiidae. The transcript is spliced from 3 exons. The coding region runs from base 1 to 300 and encodes 99 amino acids. The record is from RefSeq and is a predicted model, not a curated record.